Molecule: messenger RNA, 3188 nt
Organism: Bactrocera latifrons
Lineage: Eukaryota; Metazoa; Arthropoda; Insecta; Diptera; Tephritidae
Gene: Nhe1
Product: sodium/hydrogen exchanger 8
Exons: 2
Coding region: 278-2401 (707 amino acids)
Biological process (GO): proton transmembrane transport; regulation of pH; sodium ion transport
Cellular component (GO): membrane; Golgi apparatus
Molecular function (GO): sodium:proton antiporter activity
Source: RefSeq, a predicted model, not a curated record
CUGCAUACAUUUACGAUCGACUGUCGUGCCCAACGACGAACGAUUGGUAAACAAAUUGUGAAAAGCGAACAGAACUUCACAGGUGAUUAUUGUGGAAAUAUGAAGUGACGUGUUUGCUUUGUUGUUGUGACAGAAAAGUGGUGGACAGAGGAAUUUUCUUGAAUAUUGCAACGUAUUUUGAAAAGUUCUUACAAUAAAUAAAGUCAAUUUAUUUGAUGGCAAAGACUGAAGGAUAAAAAGUGCGAAUCAAUUGCAGAUUUCGAAACAAUCUUAGACAAUGGCGAAGCAAAAGCGUGCUCUUUAUUUACUCACGCUUGCGAUUUGUGCUUUAGUAUGCAGCGUUAUUGCAGACUCAAGUGAUACCAAUGGCAUCGAGAAAUCAGCAAUCAAUAACAGCUCAGUAAAUAAUACAAUAUCAUCAAUCGAAUCAAUCUCCGUUCAAAAUACGUCAUCCAGUCAGAAUGCAGCUGGUAGCAAUGGAGCACAAAGCAUAUUCACCACAAACGGGCUAAAUACAAUAAAAGUAAAUACUACAACUAACCAACUAAAUAUUUCAACUACAAAUGCAACUAUCGACCCAGUAAUAGAUGGUACAAAUGCUACUAAGGAAAUUCAAACAAACCAGACAACCACUGCAUCAGUAACUCCUGCAAAUGUUACGCAAAAUGUGACAACACCUACCGCAGAUCCGCCACUACCAGAUCAGCAUGCUGUUGAACAAGAACACAAUUCUUCUUUGUCAAUUUUCUUCGUAAUCUGCGUUAUUAUGCUUGGAAUUUUGCUGAUACAUUCAAUGCUACAGACGGGAUUCCAAUAUUUACCGGAAAGUAUUGUUGUAGUGUUUCUGGGAGCGUUAAUUGGACUUUUACUUAAGGUUAUGUCGGCCGAAAAUGCUAGUUGGAAGCGUGAAGAAGUUUUUUCCCCAACAGGAUUCUUUCUGGUUCUACUGCCGCCAAUCAUAUUUGAAUCGGGUUAUAAUUUGCAUAAGGGUAACUUUUUCCAAAAUAUUGGUUCUAUAUUAGUAUUCGCAAUAUUUGGCACAACAAUCUCGGCAUUGGUUAUAGGAGCUGGUUGUUAUCUGCUAGGAGUAGCAGAGGUCGCAUAUAGGCUGGACUUCUCCGAAUCAUUCGCCUUCGGUUCGUUGAUAUCAGCGGUGGAUCCAGUAGCAACUGUUGCCAUAUUUCACGCCUUGGACGUAGAUCCCAUACUAAACAUGUUGGUGUUUGGUGAAAGCAUUUUGAAUGACGCCAUCUCUAUUGUGCUGACCACCUCAAUUACACAGUCGGCUAACACACCCGCGAAUACGCAAGCAACAACUGGUCAGGCAAUCUUUGCAGCGCUUAAAACGUUUUGCGAAAUGUUCUUCGCCUCCGCCGGCAUCGGUGUAAUUUUCGCGCUCAUAUCGGCUCUACUAUUAAAACAUGUGGAUCUGCGCAAACACCCAUCACUGGAAUUCGCUAUGAUGUUGAUGUUCACCUAUGCGCCCUAUGUAUUAGCGGAGGGCAUACAUCUAAGCGGAAUUAUGGCCAUACUAUUUUGCGGCAUCGUCAUGUCUCACUACACACAUUUCAAUCUUUCCACCGUUACACAGAUAACAAUGCAACAAACUAUGCGUACGCUAUCUUUCAUCGCUGAGACCUGCGUUUUCGCAUACCUUGGCUUAGCAAUAUUCUCUUUCAAGCAUCAAGUAGAGCUAUCCUUUGUGAUAUGGUCGAUUGUGUUGUGCUUAAUAGGGCGUGCAUGUAAUAUAUUUCCAUUAGCAUUUCUAGUUAACAAAUUUCGCGAGCAUAAAAUCACCAACAAAAUGCAGUUCAUCAUGUGGUUCUCCGGCUUACGCGGUGCCAUCUCAUAUGCGCUCUCCCUACAUUUGGAUCUGCCAAACGACGAGACACGCCGUGUGCUCAUCACUACGACACUAAUUAUUGUGCUCUUCACAACGCUCUUCUUCGGUGGUUCCACCAUGCCGUUACUAAAAUAUCUCAAGCCUGGCAAAAAACGUCGCUCACGCUCCGGACGUAACGCAAAUUCUGCAACUGUGGCACGAAGAAGCGCUUCGCGUUCACGAAAACGUUCCAAAUCCAUUUCAUUAUCAAAGACACGUGAAUGGGGACAAGCCAUUGAUUCAGAACACUUGUCCGAGUUGACUGAGGAGGAAGAUGUCUCCUUCGCACAAACGCGCGUCGGUGGUUUCGGCCGCAUGGACCGCAAAUUCUUCAUACCAUUCUUUACGCGGCGCUUCAACAGCCAAGAACUGCAUGAGUGCAAAUCACAAAUGGCUGAUUUGACCAACAAAUGGUAUCAAGCGAUACGCAUCAGUCCACUCGAUUCGGAUGAAUCGGAUGAGGAGCUCGGCAUGUCGGCGAGCACGAGUCAGAGCACAUUGAGUGCGCCUCGCACCUAAGUCCUACGAUAGCGGAGCACAUAUGAACUCAUGUGCAUAGUGCUGUUAAUUUGGGAGAAGUCAGGAAAUUACACAUACAUAUUUGCCAAAUGAAAGCUGGGAUUUUUCGUCUAGCUCAAAAGCAAAGAGCUAGUAAUUUAGGAGUCUGGGAAAUAUAUUUUAUUUCUUAAACAUUUUAUUAAAUAACUGUUGGUGGCGGGUUAAAAAUGUGCUAUUAUUAUUUUUUCUGUUAAUGAUUUUAUUUACAAACAUAUACAUAUACCAUAUUUGUACGAUAUGAGUGAGCUGUGCUAAGCAUAACAAAUUUUCGCUUUCCAAACGCUAACUUACACUAAACAUAAGUUAUAAAGUUUCCAGUAUUUUUAUGUCGCAACUGGCGUAUCCAUUUACUUUAACCUAAUGAUCAAAUGCUUCAAGCUAACAGGCCGGAUCAUGACUAAACUAUACGCAGAAUUUUAUUUAAGCUUGAAUGCAGCCAUGUUCAAACUUAAAAACGUGCCCUUAUUUAAGUGAAUGUUCCAAAUUUGUGUCAUUCGUCGCAUAUUUUUCGUGCACUAAUCUUUUAAGCUCAAAAUUCUCACCAAAGAACACUAGUAAUGUAAUUAUAUACAAAAGUGAAUGUAUUUAAAAUGUUUUUAACAGUAACAUGUGUAUAUAUAUUUUGUGAUUUUUUGCACUCAAGUGAAUCGAAAACCAAAAAAAGUGUAGACUAAUACAUUAAAUGCAUAUUGUAAAUGACUAAUCAACCAUAGCGAGAAUUAAGAGCAAAUAAAUGUGAUAAACACUA